Molecule: messenger RNA, 1826 nt
Organism: Grus americana (Whooping crane)
Lineage: Eukaryota; Metazoa; Chordata; Aves; Gruiformes; Gruidae
Gene: METTL15
Product: methyltransferase like 15
Exons: 6
Coding region: 304-1713 (469 amino acids)
Biological process (GO): rRNA base methylation
Molecular function (GO): rRNA (cytosine-N4-)-methyltransferase activity
Source: RefSeq, a predicted model, not a curated record
UAUCUAUGCAGGCAAAAUAUGUGAAGCCUCUAGCUACGUAAAGCGUGUAAUAAAAAUCUCAUAGUUAAAAUAAGGUUUCCCAUCUGUUAAUGGGGAUAAAUGUAGGAUGGUACUUUUUUGCAUGGUUUUAUGUCGAAGUUUACAACUUCUCUGCCUGGCAGGAGAGGGUAUGCAAUACAGUAUUACAGAAGGUCCCCGCUCCAUAAAGAAAUGCAGAUAUCUUAUAAAUAAAGCCUUAUUAUCACCUAUGUUAAACUUCCAAUUUGGUUUUUUUUUUAUGGUGGGUAAAAAUUAGCUUACGUCAUGCAGUCUUCUAGUAGAAGGCUACUGGCUUGGUUUUGGAGUUUUUUGGACAGGGGAAAAAAAAUCAUCGGUUCUCCAAAGACAAGCUAUGUAGCUAGCCACCCUGAUGUUUCCAGGGUUUUAAGUAUUAUUUCAGUUAGUUAUACUCCGGAGAAUUCCCUCUGGCUGUGCUUCAGGUUGAUCAACUCCAAAAUGUUAUCUCAGUGUCUGUGCCAAGUUUACAAAUGUUUGUUUCUGCGCAACUUAAAACUGAAUUCAAUAAAUGUGGCUGCUUUGGCCAGAAGGAUCCAUUCUUCAGCAAAAAAGCUUUCUGACUCUGAGUUAAAGGAACAAACCGUCUGCAAAUGUGAAACUGAAGAGUUGCCUCAAAGUACAGAAAACAAUAAUUUUGGAAGAUUGCACAUACCAGUGAUGCUGGAGGAGGUUGUUAACUGUUUAUCCCCCCAGCCAGGCCAGCGUUUCCUUGACAUGACGUUUGGAGCCGGAGGCCAUACUACCGCUCUUCUAGAGAAAGCCAGCGACAUUACAAUAUAUGCACUAGACAGGGACCCCACAGCUUAUAAAAUAGCUCAGCAGCUUUCAGAAUCAUACCCGAAACAGAUUCGAGCUCUUCUAGGACAGUUUAGCCAGUCAGAGGCUUUGUUAAUCUCCUCUGGAGUUGAGCCAGGGACUCUCGACGGAGUUCUCCUGGAUGCUGGCUGUUCUUCUAUGCAAUUUGAUACACCUGAAAGAGGUUUUUCCCUGCAGAAGGACGGACCGUUGGACAUGAGGAUGGAUAGUGACAGGUACCCUGACAUGCCCACUGCUGCUGAUGUUGUGAAUGCUUUAGAUCAACAGGCGCUUGCGUCCAUCCUGAGAACAUACGGGGAGGAGAGGCACGCCAAGAAAAUCGCUUCAGCCAUCGUUCAGGCACGCAGCAUAUACCCCAUCACCAGAACUCAGCAGCUUGCAAGCAUUGUUGCAGGUGCUUUUCCAGCAUCAGCACUGUACGCACGAAAAGACUUGCUUCAGAGACCUACACAUGUUGCUACCAAAACUUUUCAAGGCCUGCGAAUAUUUGUAAACGAUGAGCUCCAUGAACUCUUCAUAGGGUUGAAGACAGCUGAGAAGUUUCUAAAACCUGGAGGUCGCCUUGUAGCCCUCUCCUUUCAUUCACUAGAAGAUCGUAUUAUCAAACGUUUCCUUCAUGGAAUAAACAUGACAGAAAAAUACAAUCUUGGCUCAAGGCAGAAGAUAAGACGCGCUCUGAAAAAUUGCUCCAAAGAUGAUGAUACACAAGAACUUCCUCAUGGAAAAUCCAACUCAAAGUGGAUUUUUAUACAGAAAAAAGUUCUCACACCCCAGGCCAAGGAUAUUCGAACAAACCCAAGAGGAAGGUCGGCCAAGUUAAGAGCUGCUAUUAAAGUCUAAAACAAAAUAUAUAAUUAUAUAAUUGUAUAAUUUCCUUAAAUUUUGUUUUCCAGAAGGCUAACUGGACAGAUAGUAUCAAACUGAAAAAAUAAAAUGAAGUCUGUUAAAAAACA